This is a messenger RNA of Closterium sp. Naga37s-1, 2148 nucleotides long. The record is from the annotation of a GenBank genome assembly. NCBI's taxonomy places the organism in Eukaryota, Viridiplantae, Streptophyta, Zygnematophyceae, Desmidiales, Closteriaceae.
AUGGUAGCAUCACUCAACAAAGGUAAGGAUAGAGAAGGAAAGGAUAGAGAAGGAAAGCAGCGAGACUCGAAGGAACGAGGAGGGAAGGACGAAGAGGGGGAGAGAAGAGAAGGGAAUGAGAGAGAAGGGAAGGAAAGAGAUGGAAAGAGAAGAAAAUGGACGGAGAGAGAAGGGAAGGAUGGCGGAGGUAACGAGAAGGGAGUAGAGAAUGAAAGAAAGGAGAGAGAAGAGAUCGAAAGGAAGGAGAAGGAAAGAGGAGAAGAUAGCAAGUUUGGUGAGGCCCAAGAAGGAAACGUGGUGGUGGGCGAGGGAAGCGGGAAGUCAAGUGCGGUGGUGUGGGGGAAAGAUGAGGUGGCGGAGCAGCGCGGCACAGAAGAGAGGGGGGGGCGAGCUGAGUCUCCAUCACAGAGGCAGGGGGGUUCUGUGGGGGAGGUGGGAGGGGUGGGUGAGGGCGCAAGUGGUGAGGGGGGUGGUGCUGGUGCUUUCCGUGUGAAGGAGGAGUGGGCAUGUGCACCGGACAAGAGUGACUGUGAGGGCGAGAUUGGCGGCAGGAGGAAAAAGGGCGAGGUUGAGAAGAAGGGAGAGAGUGAGAUGAAGGGUGAGAGUGAGAAGGGUCAGAGUAAGAAGAAUGGUGACUAUGAAAAAAAGGGUGAGAAUGAGAAGGGAGAGAGUGAGAAGGGAGAGAGUGAGAAGGGAGAGAGUGAGAAGAAGGGCGAAUGUGAAAAGAAGGGAGAGAGUGAGAAGAAAGGUGAGAUUGAGCCUUGUUUGGAAGAGGGUGGGGUGAUAGUGGAGGUGGGCAAGGAGGUGGGCGAGGAGGUGGGCGAGGAGGUGGGCGAGGAGGUGGGCGUGGAGGUGGGCGAGGAGGUGAGCGAGGAGGUGGGCGAGGAGGUGGGCGUGGGUGCAGCGGAGAAGGCGUGUGAGUUGACUCGCGUGCUGCUGGGUCCCACGGUGUCGCGUCUUGCUGCUGCAUCCGUUGGUGGUGGCAUUGAAGGUUCGAAGGCGGUGGCCGAUGUGAUGCUGGCAGGUGGCGGGGCCACGGCAGCGCAGGAAGAGAGAGGGCAGGCAGUGCAUGCAGAGGAGAAGCAGGUGGAGGGCGGUGAGGAGGUGAGCAUGCAGGUGAGCAUGCAGGAGGAGGGUAGCGGUGAGGGGAGACCAGUGCAGGAGGAGGAGGAGAGGGGAGAGCGGAGGGUAACGGCUGGGAGCUUGGCGGAGGGCGAGGUGGCGGAGGGAGAACGGGAUGAGGAAGUGGUGGAAAGUGGGAAGGUAGGAAGCGGGGGACAGGAGCAGCAGGAGGAGGGGGGGGAGGGGCGGCAGCAACGGUCGGUGUCGCCGGGCACGCGGGCGCUGAUGUGCGACGAGGAGGACGACCCCGGGGACACGCUCUUCGCCGCCACCUCCUCCCCGCUCGCCCGCUCCAGCGCACUCGCCAGCAGCGAUGCCGAUGCUGACCUGGACGAUGACGUGGCGAGGGGUGAUGUGGCGGAUGAGGGGGACGAGCAGGGCGGAGGGGAAUGGGGUGCGUGGUGGGAUGGCAGGCGGGUGAGUCGGAAGCGCAGUGCAGAGCUGAUGGAGGGGCAGCGCGGCAUGGGGCCGGGCAUGGGGGCGGGCAGCAGCAGCCCCUCCGCCGCUCUGCCGCGCACCACCAGCGCUGGCCUUGCCGCCCACCUGCCGCCCUCUGGUUUCUCGCCCUCACCUGGCAAGGCCAGGAGGAGAAGCCUGGGGGGGCAUGGUGCGGGGGGUGGCGGCGGCGUGAGGGGGGGAGAGGAGCAGGUGGAUGGGAGGAGGAGCGUGAGUGCCGGUCAUGCUGCCCUUGCUGCUGCUGCCGCCGCUGCUGGCAAUCAUCCCUUUGCUGCCGGAUGCGUCUCAGGAGCUGCUGCAGGCGCGGCAGCAGCAGAGGUGGGUGUGAUGGAUGAUCCAAGAGUUGCCAUCCGCCUCGCUGCCGUGCGGUCGGCACUGGCCACGACAAGGGGUCAGGGGAGAGGGACGUCGGCAACAGGAGGGGCGAGUGGAGGGGAGGGAGGAGAGCGAAUGCAGGCAGUGCAGCAGAGGGCGGUGGUGGAGAGGGUGGUGGUGGAGAGGGGGCUUCUGGAAUUGCUAGAAGACCACCUUCUGCAGAUCGCCGCCCACAUUGGCGCCCCCGCUUGCUAG